AUGGAAGACGCUAUUCGGCAAGCGAGGGAUGCCCUCUCUGUCAACGAUCCUAAAAGCGCGCUCAAGAUUUUAAAACCUUACAAAAAGUUGCUUCGGAAGGAGGAAACAGAGGUUGUUGGAUUGCUAGAGGCCUAUUCCGAUGCAUAUAUGGAGGAUGGACAGCUGGAUAAGGCAUAUCCUCUUUUGGAGCAAGCCUGUGCAUUGGAUCCUGAGGGCAAGAUCGGUGGUUGUGGUAAAUUCUUUACCCUGGGCCAAGUUGUAGGCGGUCAGCAUGGCCUUAAUACGCUCAUGAUCGGAAUAGACAACAUGGUCAACAAAGCCGGAGCAGCAUUGCAGCAGGCUGAUGUUGAUAAGGUUAUCGGUGGUUUACUGACUAUGAUCGAAAUCUGGAUGACCGACUUGUGCAUGGAACCAGAUGCGGAGGAACAAUGCGAGCAACUGAUUUCCAAGGCGAUGGUGAUCUCAAAUGAAAACUCGCCAGAAGCUUGGUCAAUGCUGGGAUCGAUCAGGAUAUCCCAGACGCGGUUUGCAGAGGCUGCAGAGGCCUUUCAAAAGUCAUGGGAGCUUUUCCAGCAAAAAAAGAGUCAGUUAGAAGAGGCACUCAAAGCGGGCCUUAACCAGAAUCAGCUACGCAGCCAUGCAGAGUACGUUGAGCUCAUACAGCCCCUAUUGGCUCUGGGCAAAAUGUGCAUUGAGCUUGGUCUAUAUGAACUUGCUCUCCAAACUAUAGGCACCGUGAAGGACAUCGACGAGGACAAUAUGGAAGGGUACUACUUGGAGGGCUUCACAAAUUACAUGGUAGCAAAGCUAGAACUUUUCAAGGCGAACAACCCUGCUGCGGAAAUAACGACAGAAAACAUCUACGAGGUCAAUGAGCACUUUAAGGAUUUGGCGCUCGAUCUCAACGAGGCAGCAAUCCAGGAUUAUGUCCAAGAUGCGCGUGUGGCCCUGAGCUUUGUCCUGAAGUUGGGUGAAAAUGCAGACGCAGACGAUGAAGUUGCACGCGAGCUGGUACAAGGCACUGUCGACCUGCUGGGGGAGCUCGGAGGCCCGGUGGAAAUCUCAGAUCUAAUCAAGCUGAAGCGUGGGGAGGAAGUGCUCGAGGAAGACGAGGCCGUGCUGGAGUCCCUGGAGUAA
This is a messenger RNA of Eremothecium gossypii ATCC 10895, 1137 nucleotides long. It is a transcript of the gene ACL4, whose product is annotated as Acl4p. The record is from RefSeq and is marked provisional. NCBI's taxonomy places the organism in Eukaryota, Fungi, Ascomycota, Saccharomycetes, Saccharomycetales, Saccharomycetaceae. Gene Ontology annotation, molecular function: protein binding. The transcript has a single exon. Gene Ontology annotation, cellular component: mitochondrial outer membrane. The coding region runs from base 1 to 1137 and encodes 378 amino acids.